CUUUAUAAUAAUUAUUUUCUUCUUAAAUAUACUGCUACUAAUAUAGAAAUUAAGCAAUUUUUUGAGGAUUUUCAUAUAAAUAAAUGUACAAGAGUAGAAGAUAAGAAAGAUGAUUUCACCGAGUAUGUUGAUGAAUGUACAAAUAAUCAUGAUAAAGAAAGUAUGGAUAGGAGUAAUAAAUAUAAGAGUGGUAUUGUUCAGGAUAAUAAAAGUUCAGAGUGUAAUUAUGAAAAUUCAAAUAAAGGCAAGGAAAAGAUUAUUCAGCCUGUAGUUCACAACACUAGGCAAUGGUCUAAAUUGUCCAAGAUCAUCAACAGUA
Messenger RNA from Dentiscutata heterogama, 319 nucleotides. NCBI's taxonomy places the organism in Eukaryota, Fungi, Glomeromycota, Glomeromycetes, Diversisporales, Gigasporaceae. The record is from the annotation of a GenBank genome assembly.